Messenger RNA from Acipenser ruthenus (sterlet), 696 nucleotides. Its product is annotated as nanos homolog 1-like. Gene Ontology annotation, cellular component: perinuclear region of cytoplasm. The record is from RefSeq and is a predicted model, not a curated record. The transcript has a single exon. Bases 1 to 696 code for a protein of 231 amino acids. NCBI's taxonomy places the organism in Eukaryota, Metazoa, Chordata, Actinopteri, Acipenseriformes, Acipenseridae. Gene Ontology annotation, biological process: negative regulation of translation; oogenesis. Gene Ontology annotation, molecular function: mRNA binding; zinc ion binding.
AUGAUGGAAACUUUUCACACAGUGGAGAACAAACCGGAAAAUACGCAAAUUGAUUAUUUGCAGGGCGCCAGGUACAACGAUGUCUACGAGAACGCCUUUAACUCUUGGAACGACUAUUUGGGACUGUCUACCCUGAUUACCUGCACGAAAGCGGCGACCGGUGCUAGUAAAACUGGGUUAAGGACGGGCGCAGAGGUGAAUCUGACUUCUAAAGCGCCUUAUUUCGAAAAAGCCCUGGAUUUGAAUGGCUUUGGUAUCUGUGGCCACGAGGAAGACCUUGUUUUGGGGGAAAGGUUUGCAGACGUCGGCUCUUUCUCCUGUAGGUCGAGCCCUGCGCUUUUCGGCGGCUCUCCGGAGUUUUUGGACCGCGACAGAGCGCUGGCGUGGCGCGUAAUGGAAAGCAAGCUUCAGAGCCAGCAGACUCUUCACAAGCAAAGCCGAGGGAAGAUGGACCUCCAAGUGUGUGUGUUCUGUAGAAAUAAUAAAGAAAGCGUUGCCCGUUACACUACCCAUAUCUUGAAGGGCCCGGACGGGAGAAUCCUUUGCCCUGUGCUGAGGCGAUACACCUGCCCGCUUUGUGGUGCAAGUGGAGACAAUGCACAUACAAUCAAAUACUGCCCUCUCUCCAAACUUCAAGCAAAUGCUGUAAAUCAACUGAAACCGACGAGAACCAUCAUCGGGAAAAAUAAUCGUUAA